UCUAGAGCUACUGCCCUGUAUGCCGAUAUUAAAAGGAGCCUCUUCGUGAUUGGUUUGCCUGUAACGUUCUCCCGCUACACUCCCCUUUAGAAAUUGCCACCCCUUUAACUGGUGUGUACUUGUGCUAACGGAAUUGUGGGAGGUUUUGGUUUGUGCUUGCCUGCCGCGUUCAUAAUGGCAUCCAGUCUGCAGCUGCUUCGUUGGAGACAGCGAAAGAGCAGACAGAUUGCCUGUACCACCCUCACCAACAGAGCUACGGGCAAACUGAAAAACCAUCUGAGGUAGAAGCCGCGGCGAAACCACCAUCUGUCUUCUCAAUGUCUUCAUCAACUUGACAAAGAGUGGAAACCCGGGCAGCAGCGGCAGAAACAUGAAGGAUUACUCUAUCAACCUUUCCGUGCAGCAAGUCCUCAGCCUGUGGGUCCACGGGACCGUCCUCGAGCACUUCACAGAGAUGUGGUACUGGGUGUUCCUGUGGGCUCUCUUCUCCUCACUGUUCGUCCACGGGGCAGUUGGGCUCCUCAUGCUCGUCAUGAUGCAGAGACACAAGCAAGGGAGGCUCAUCAGCUUCAUUCUGGUCAGCGUUGGAUUCCUGGCCUCUGGCACUGGGGGAAUGAUAACCAGUGCAGCAGUGGCGGGUGUGUACCGGGUUGCAGGCAAGAACAUGGCCCCCUUGGAAGCCUUGGUGUUUGGGGUGGGACAGACCGUGCUCGCUGUCAUCAUCUCAAUCUCAAGGAUUCUCGCCACACUUUGAAUAUUGCAGUGUGUGUGGAAGAAGUAGUGAAUGCAAAAAAUAAAUAACAAGAACAAAACUGAAGGUCUUUGAUUUGGAACCCGCAGGAGACAGAAGGGGCCAAUAAUCCGCACUGAGUGGCUGCCAGGUCCAGUUAAUUCAGUGCCGCCUGUGUUCAAGCUGUUGCACUACUGCACCUUAUGUGCCUCAGUCACUGUUGCAGCAUCGUGAAGCCUUGUGAUAAAGCACCUUGUACAUCUAACAAUCAGGUUGAGCUUUGCUGACAGAUGAGGACAUUACCUGCUGUAGGUGAUGGGUCUGUAUACACAGAAUUCAAGAACUGUUCUCUGAAUCCGUAUUAAAUGUGCCAAACGUGACUUUUUAAACUGUAAAUAAAAUGAGCUAUCUUAUAAGAAAGCUAAAAUGAAGUGCUAUGAAAUGCCAUUUUUGAUUUAAUUCAAUAUUUUUCCUACUGCAUAAUAAGGGGUGUGUAACUGGAUUUGAGCAAGUGUGAUGGGUAUGCUUAUUUUGUUUUUUUUAACCCUGAAAAACUGUUUUCCAUGCAUAUACAUUAUCAGUUAAAACAGAGAUCACUAGUUGCCCUUUUAUAAAAGAUGAAGUAACUUGAAGCAUAUUUUGUUACACUUCCCAUGGACAAAUAUGAUAAUAUUAUAUAUAAUUUUUUUAAUUAUUUCCUACUGCUUUUGAAAGGUCAUAACAUUGAUUUUAUUUUUUGUCUGCAUUUAACUUUCCUUUGCUAGGCGAUGUCUUCUGUGUUUGAGGCUCAAGAUAUAUGCUCAAGACCAAAAACACUGAAAUCAAAAAGUUUAUAAACUGGAAAUUCCCAAAGAAGAUAUAUUUUUUUCAAAUAAUCUGCAUUGUUGGAGCAUAACAACAUGUAUUCAACAACUCAAACCGUUGUUAUUGUCAAUUUCUUUUUAAUGCACAUAAAUCAAACUAAGGCAUGUUCUGCUUGAAUAGAAUUGACAUCAAGGGCUUUUCAUUAAUCUGUUCUGGUACCAAAUUAAAAUGAGUUAUGCCAUUUAACGUCUAGCCAGAACCACAACACAAAAUCAUAAUGCUAGAAAGAAAGAGUUUUUAGAAAUGUGGUUGUGGCCAAAAGUACUGGGAUAUAUUGCUUAGAUUCCAGAAGGGUAAGCGAAAUCUGUAAAGCAGAGUAAUACUAUAAGCUUGAAACUGCCAGGACAGAUGGAAAUUACCAUUUGAAGUGCAAGCAAAUGAGAAACUUUAGAACCUUGCAAUAAGCAGUGAAAAGGAGGACAUGACAGGAUAGUAUAAUUAAUUUAUUGAGGAAAUUCUGAGUGGGAGACCCAUGGAAUCCAGCUGUUGCUGACUGUGGGGAAAGACAGAGACCAACAUCUAUUGGAAUCGGUGAGCCCCUUUCCUUGAUGCAUUUUAUACCUGCAGCUCUAAUCUAGCUUUAAAGAGAAUCAAAUCUGGCAAAAAUGUGGUCCUCGGUAAACAAAGAGGCUAGAGGGAGAGGUAUAGAAAUACUGUGUAUCUCUGAAGAAAAAUGAUAAAUUGCUAACUGUUGUGGAAGAGUAGUAAUUUAAUUCAUGAUCGAUUUUGCCAAUUUUAUUUUUUCCAAAUAUUACACAAUCCAUUUGCAAAUUAAAAGUAAUAAAAAAAUCAAUAAAUGAAUGAUAACAGGAGGAUUACAUUGGCUUUUUCGUGGGAAUGUGAAGGAAAGAACUUUUACUUCUAAAUAGUGUAAUUUGUGAAGGCACAGGCAAAAUUGAACGUAAUUGUGUGUGACUGCCACUUUUUUAGGGUGGUAUGUUUUACCUUCACUAUUAACUACAGUAAAGGGGGUACUCUGCUCAAUAUAUAGUUUUGGAAUCCAUUUACUUUGUGCUUACUCUAAUGCUAUUCCAGAUAAAAUCUGCUAGUUUAAUUUAUGCAUUCUUCUGGUUUUGUUGCGGAGGGAAACAAGUACACCAGAAAGGUUUAAAACAAAUAAUAAAGACGGAUAUAAUAUCUAACCUAUUUGAAACUGAAGCCAGUGUAAAUGUAUUUUUAGAGAAAAGUAUUGCUUGCAAAAGUUUCAGUAUGGUUUUCUCUGAUAGAUUAAUUAAAAGUUCAACGUUACUUUGUGCUUUGCAUUUCCAAAUCAAAACUUGUGUGCAGUUAUUUAGUUUUUUUUUUCUCUCUCAACGGCACCUGCAAAAAGCAUCAUAACUAGCAUAAACUGUUUUGAUAAUGUGUUUUCUAUUUAAUUCAAAGAGGAACAUUGUGAAUCUGCUUUUAAGCCAAAUGAGGAACUCUGGUAUCAACUUUUAUCUGUUUUCAAAGGUUGUUAAACUGCUUGUUUGGUUGGUUGGUUCUUCUCUGAUCAAAUUAUUUGUCCACUGGGUGGCAGCAUAUUGCAAUAAAUGAAACCAUGCCAUGUGCCAUGAAUUUGCAAGAAACAGUUUGCUAUGUGAAAGGAGUACUUUAAAUUGUACUUUUGCUAGUUCAAUAGUUACAAUUGUUGUAUUCCUCUGAAAAUGUGCCUUUUGCACUUGCACUUCAAAACAGGACUCCACUCCAUUUAGAGAGAGCUGGCCCUGAAGAGAAAUUAGACGAGAACAAGACAUUCAAUUAUAACACUGUAAAUGCCUCGUCUUUAGGAUGUUUCAUCUCCUGUUUAACAUAUCACAAUUAUUAGAAUCAGUGUAGUGUGGCUUAAUGCUAGUUCAGUGAUGUAAUACUGCAUGACCUAAAGUUGCCAGAAAUCCAGUUGUAUUCUUUCUAAAACCACCAGAUCAUGUACUGUAGUCAUUAUUGUGAAUGUGUCUGAAUAGGAGCCUGCACCUUGUGGAUUAGCUGCUGAUGUCUUAUUUUAGAGAUCAAGUGUACUGCAGCAUGGGCUUUUUUUGGACAGAGUAUUUAUUUAUUUUUUUUGUACAUAGUAUGCGUGUGUUUUUUGGAGUGCAAAGGUACUAGGUCUAAAAUACUUCCUUUUUUUUUAUAAAGGAUGGGCUUCAAUGCAUUUCUGUACAUGCUCCUUCUCAUAAUUAAGUUCAGUAACUGUACUAUUUAAUAGACCUAAAAAAAACAGUUAUGGCACAACCCCAAUAAACAACCAAGUUAUUUUGGUUUUAUAUUUUUUUCUCACUGCUUAUUCAAGGAUUGAUUGGAUCAAACACAAAUGGCACGGAACAAAGCUUUGUAUCUGGCAAAAGCUUUCUUUGUGUUUGUUGUUUUGUGUUGUAUGUGGAUGAUGUUGUAUAAGUGUUCCUUUUUUAACAGGGAUAUGUGUGUUUUUAUUAGUGAAUAAGUGAAAUGAACAGUUUGUGUUUAAUUGUUAGCAUGCAAUGUGUUGCAUUACAUCAUAAUAUUACUGCGAGUGCAAUAUUUACAUCUUAUUUUUUUUUUAAUGCAACUGUGUUAUUGUACAUGUGAUUUUUAUGUACAAGGGUUAAGCCAUUCUUUAUGUUGUCUUCAUGAUGAGUGAGUAGAAAAGUGGAAUGGAAUUGCAAAGUCCUCAGUGAUCCAGCUAAAUCAACUUGGUUGCCAGGACUUUGUCGGCAUUCUUUCUAAAUAUUAUGAAUGACCCUUUGAGACGGAUGAUCUCUCUUCAUAAGAGAAAAUAAGAGCUCCCCGCUGCAUAUCUCGCAGUUAUACGUACAGUAAUGCAUCUCUCCCUUGGUUAGCCUGUCAGUUUUAUAGCUAAACUACAUACUACUUGAGAACAGAACUCUGUUUUGCUCUUUUUCACCAACAGGUGUCGCCAGAUUCAUAGUAUUUUCCAGUAUACCAAGAACAGCAGAUUUGGUAAACACAAUGACCUUUUAUUUACUUUCCAUUUCCCUCUGUACAAAAUGUAUCCCUGUUAUGUUUUUUGUUAGCAUUAUAAAACUAGGAAGAAAAAACAAAACAAAGAAGGGUAGGUUCAUUUUAAUGCUUCAAAGUUAUUUCUUGCUGGCUUUAAGUCAUGUGGUGGUGUGUUUUUUUUUUUUUUUUGUGUGUUUUUUUUUAAUUGACCAUAUUUUGCAAUGGUGCAAAUCCUAAUGAACGUUCUGCAAAUUGUCUUCAGGAUGUAAAUCCAAAUUAAGUCGGACUUAUAAAUGUGUGAUUUAUUAUUAUUUGUUUAAUUGAGUUCUUUGACCCAUUGAAAAUAAAGUGCAAUCUGUAUUGCUCUUUUCAAUGCUGAUAGAUGGUAGAACCACAUUUUAUUUGUUUUGCAUACAGCUCUGUAAAUAUUUCCUGGGAACAGAUUUGUGCGAUUCAAUACAUCUAUCCAGAUCUCCUGAUUUUUUUUUUAAUUUAUUUUUUUUAAAUUGGGUGAACCAUUUUCAUCAUGACACUGCCUCUUCAAUCAGUAACUGGAAACCAAUAGCCAAUUAAAAAAAUGUUUUGAAUGUGUUUUUUUAUUUAUUUUUUUAUUUUUAUAUAUUUUUUUGUCAAUCACUAUUUUAGGAGAUUACGAUCAAUAGAAAGAUGCAGAGGCUGCAUUUCUCCAAACCCUUCUUUUGAUCAAGUUAUUUAUCAAGAAAAUAAGCUGCUGUUCAUGCAAACACCACCUAGUAUUUUUGUAUGUGUUUUAGCUGUUUUACUUUACUUGACAUAAAUUGUGGCUUAACUAAAACUUGAUGUGCAAGCCUAUGUAUAUGUAUUGCAUGUUUACACAAUACACACCCCUGCUUCAGCUGUGAGCUGACUUACUGUAUCUUACACCUCUACCUAACUGUGAAAUACUGGCUGUAUAUAUUGUAGACUAUGGUUUUAAAUUUUGUACAAGCAACUGUCGUUUUAUAAUUUCCCUAUUUAUGUAAAAAUCCCAUUCUGUAUAUACUGUAGCUUGAAAUGAAAUUUUACAAUGAAAAAUUCUACUACUGUCUUUCUG
This is a messenger RNA of Acipenser ruthenus (sterlet), 5582 nucleotides long. Its product is annotated as transmembrane protein 170B. The record is from RefSeq and is a predicted model, not a curated record. Gene Ontology annotation, cellular component: plasma membrane. The transcript has 3 exons. Gene Ontology annotation, biological process: negative regulation of canonical Wnt signaling pathway. Lineage: Eukaryota; Metazoa; Chordata; Actinopteri; Acipenseriformes; Acipenseridae. The coding region runs from base 371 to 754 and encodes 127 amino acids.